Messenger RNA from Lucilia sericata (common green bottle fly), 1095 nucleotides. RefSeq lists its product as uncharacterized. NCBI's taxonomy places the organism in Eukaryota, Metazoa, Arthropoda, Insecta, Diptera, Calliphoridae. Bases 276 to 818 code for a protein of 180 amino acids. Gene Ontology annotation, molecular function: protein-folding chaperone binding; Hsp90 protein binding. The record is from RefSeq and is a predicted model, not a curated record. Gene Ontology annotation, biological process: protein folding; chaperone-mediated protein complex assembly. The transcript is spliced from 4 exons. Gene Ontology annotation, cellular component: nucleus; cytosol.
UAACAAAAAAACUUAGUCGGCUUAAAGUCGAUUUUAAGCCGCCGUCGACAUAUUUAGUGUCAGUCGUCACCGUCGUUACUAUUUGUUGGCGCAGGGCUCUGGAAUCGGGUGCAAAUUUCAUUCUGCUGGCCACACACAGGAAAAAAAGCGACAAAAAAGGCGUUGAAUACUUUUUCAUUAUAUACGCUUUUAGUUACGGUGUGGAAUAUAAAAUAAACCUUUAAAUAUUUUAAUAAUUAAUAAAAAACAACCAAAUAUAACUUCUAUACUACAAAAUGGCUCCAACAGCAGGAACAGUACCACCACCAAUUUCUUGGGCCCAAAGAAGUGAUCUAUUAUACGUCAUUAUCGAUGUGGAAUGCAAGGAUAUUGAACACAACGUGACAGAAAAUAAUUUUACAUUCAAGGGUACCAAUGCUUUAGAUGCCACUAAAAAAUACGAAGUCACAUUAAAUUUCCUAAAUCCUGUUAAUCCUGAAAAAGUCACAAGUAAAAAUAUUGGCAGAUGUAUUGAAUUUACUAUUUACAAAAAAGAAUCAGGUCCCUUCUGGAAAUCCUUAACCAAUGAUAAAACUAAAUUGCAUUUCCUUAAAGCCAAUUUCACCAAAUGGAAAAAUGAGUCGGAUGAUGAAGAAGAUAAUGGCUCUUCAAAUUUCCUACUUAAUGACAUGCUCGCUGGUUCUGGCAUGGAUAAUAGAUUUGAUGAUUUCAAUGUCGACGAUGACGAUGAUUCAGAUGACAAUAUUCCAAGUCUAUCACAAAACGAUGACGACGAUGAUGACAAAAAGGAUGAGGAAAAGAAGGAUCAAGAAAAAUAGUUUAACAAUUAUUUAGUGUUAAACUCUUUUUAAAAUAUUAAAUAAUUCUCUUAAUAUUAGCAUGAACAUUAAUUGCUUUUUAAACAAAAAACAACAAAAAAUUAAUUUGUAAUAUUCUCUUAUGAAAAUAUUUAAAUUCAAGAAGAUAAAACAAAAUCACACAUUUACACCUUAAACAGAUAAUGUUGACUUCUGGAAAAAAAAAACUAAUAAUAAUAUACACCCCUUGAUUAAUUAAUUAAUGGAGAAGAAAUUAACAAACCUUAUACAAACAAAA